GAAGAAAAUGGCGGCAAAAUUUUGUUAGAUUUCUUUGUUGUGGUUUAGUUUUGACUGCCCCUUGAUUUACAACUAAGUCCUUUAUGGCGUCCCUGUUCGGCGACGAUGGCGUGGAUGACCUGUUCAAUGACAAUAUCCCAAGGGACCCGGAUCAGUUGCCCAGCGAUGGCGAAGACGAGAAACUGUUCGCAGACGAUGAGGAAUAUGCCGGAGACGGAGAGCCGGGUAGCCAAGAUGCCCAGAAAGUGGAGCCCAAGAAGCGGGCGGUGAGGAAUCCGCGUCCCCGGCUUACAGUGGAAACCCUUCGCGGUCCCCGGGGAAUCCAGACCAUCGAGGGCUACUUCAAGGACAUAAAAUUCAAGGGAAAGGGGCACGAAAAAACCGAUCUGGACGAGGUGUUGCGUCGCCUGCAGCACUGGGGUCAUCGGAUGUAUCCCACAUACACCUUCGACGAUGUGCUCAACAACAUAGAGCGGCUGGGCAAGAAGAAGCCGCUGCAGGUGCACAUGGCGCGCUAUCGUCUCGGGCAGCUGGAGGAGAUCCGGGCCCACGAGGCGGAGCUGAUGGAGGAGGGACAAGAUGAUCAGCAGGACGGAGCUGGCGAUGAGCCCUUCGAUGAGUUUGAUGCCCUGCUGGGCGAACAGAUUGCCAUGUCCAGACUGGCGCCACGCACGCCGCAUCAGAGGAAAAUGUCCACUGCCUCGAGCAACAGUACGCUGGUUACUCCCUCGUUUUCACGUGGCAAUGCGGUGAUGUCCACGCCAUACUCGGCGGUAAAUGCUCCCACCUUCGACCGAAAUGGAGCUCCAACGUUCGAUCGAAAUGGAGCUCCGAUUGCUGCGCUUGACAUGAGUGACUAUGGCCAGCCGCUGCCUCCCUCACAGCCUCCAACGCCGGCGGCCAAAAAAUUGUCCAACGAGCAGAUGGCCAGGAUUGCCGAAAACCGGAGAUUGGCCCAGGAGCGACUGAAGGCCAAACAGCAGCAGGAGGCUCAGAAUGCUAGCUAAAGCAAUGAAACUUGUGCGCCGAAAAAAUAUUUAUUAUGUUAAGAAUUUUAAGAAUGUUGUUUUUUACAAGGGUAAUACUUUAAAAUACAUCUAUUCUAUA
Messenger RNA from Drosophila takahashii, 1107 nucleotides. Its product is annotated as protein TIPIN homolog. Gene Ontology annotation, biological process: replication fork arrest; DNA damage response; DNA replication checkpoint signaling. The record is from RefSeq and is a predicted model, not a curated record. Gene Ontology annotation, cellular component: replication fork protection complex; nucleus. NCBI's taxonomy places the organism in Eukaryota, Metazoa, Arthropoda, Insecta, Diptera, Drosophilidae. Gene Ontology annotation, molecular function: DNA binding.